Molecule: messenger RNA, 693 nt
Organism: Macaca mulatta (Rhesus monkey)
Lineage: Eukaryota; Metazoa; Chordata; Mammalia; Primates; Cercopithecidae
Source: RefSeq, a predicted model, not a curated record
AGCCAGGAGUCAACAUGGAGAAGUUACGGAAGUGGUGCUUUGGGACGUUGGGUGACCCUCGGCGGCGUGGUCAGGUGGGGAACAUGGCCGCGCCCACGUCGCGCUUCCCCAUGGGGUACACCAUGUUGGAGGAGUGUCCAUUCCGUAUUGAGGAUGAGGACACCUCUAAACUCACAGAGCAGGCUGUCUGCUCUAAACUCAGGUGUAGCUGUCCCGCUGGUGGCGGGGAGCAGGGGUGGGGACGUUUCUCUGGGCAGGCUAACUGGAGUAGGGGUCUUUGGAUCUGUAGUCUACGAAUCUGUGUCAUACCGUUCCAAGACACUGAAGGGCCUCUUGGAAAGAAUCGGGCGGCUGCGGCUAUCUCCUGGCAGAUACCACAGGAUGAGAAGCGGGGAGACGUCAGGCUGGUUACAGGCUUUUCCUAGGACAUACCACAAGGGAAGGAGGAGGAGAAAUCAGGGCUGUGCAAGCCCUCCUAGGAUAUGCCAUGAGGUGGGAAAAGGGGAGAACUCAGAGUGCUGGGUUCCCCUCCUGCUGUGCCUGUGGGGCUUGGAUGCGGGGUUUGAAUGCUCCAGCAAUCUACCUUAUCUCCCACUCCAUCUACCCCAACUAAAAAGGGACUAUGUAUCAAUACUAAUAAUUUUUAAUGUGCCCUUAGUCCAAUGCAAUAUGUCAAUAAAAAUAUUUAGGAAA